AUGGAGGUUCUUUCUUCAAUUUUUGGCUAUUUCAAGGUAUGCGCCCGUUUCGAAAGUUACUUGUUCCUGUUCUAACUUUGAUUCACAUUGUUUUAGGUGGACUAAUGGGCUUAAUUUGAGUUUUUGCGUGAAUUUGUCGAAAGUUUGUGAGGUUUCAAGUUGUUUUCCUGUCUUUAUUCCACCAGAAAGGGAAAUGCAACCGCAGUUUCAGUAUGAAGCGAGUAGUAAGCAAGGAAUCAGCUAAAAUGUUAGAACAAUGGGCUUCUUCAACCGGGGGUAAAAGAGAAAAUUGAUUUCUUGAUUUUUUUGGAUGUACGCGGGAUCAUUGAUAUUUGGUACCUUUAUUAUGGUGAAUAUGGCAAGAUCUCUUGAUGCUAUCGCUGAUUUUUUUUCCAUUUUCUCUUAUAAGCUUUAUAAUGGCAUUAGAAGUAUGAUUUGCAUUUGCGUUUUCUGUCGGGCAUCUUAUCGGACAACCACCGAUAUUAUCUUAUCACUCGUUAGGUAAGGUAACCUUCCUCAUUAGGGUUUCUCGAAUUUUCUGCUGCAAAAUUAUGCAACAAGCGAUCUUUGCUUGGUUCUACGCUAGUUCCUUUAGAUUUUACUAACAUAAGGCCAUCUUUUUUGGAGGGUCAGUGAGCUCCUGCUCUUUCUCAACUUGUUUACUGUUUUCAAUGCGAGAGAAAUAAAAACAUUCUUUUGCAAUCCUUUGGGAGAGAGAAACAGUUCCAUUGAUGUUUAUUUUGAAAGGGUUGGGGUCGAGGUGUUGAGAGUCUGAUUUGUCAAAUGUAAUGUUAAUGGAUUUAAAUUUUUUGGAUAUGACUUUUAGGUAUGAACAAUCUUUUACAAUAAGGGGUUCUUCAGAACAGCUAUAUUUUUAUGUCCUGUAGUUUGUUCCUUCAAAACGAUCUUUUAUUAGAGAUUAUUUUAUUGUGUUCGUUUUUGUGUGCCAGUGAUAACAGGAAGCUUAGAAUGUUUACAACGGAGAGAAGUCGAGAGCGAAUUACACCAAAAACCCUCCAAAUAACGUGUUUUGUAGUUCCAAAAAAUGGGAAAGAUGAUGAUUUUUAAGUCCCCCCUAAAGACCCAUCUUGUUUAUUUUUGUGUUCUAAACAGUUCUCAAUCGAUUGUUCUCGAAUGUUAACUAUCUUUGUAAAUUGCCGAUCAAACUAACUUUCCCGUUCAGUCAAUAUCAAUAGCAAUAUUUUCGAUCACCAGUGUUUGUUUUCAGGUCAGUGCAGCAACUAUGUCCAACCGAGCCGUCGCUAUUCUUCAAGGAGAUUCCAACGUCUCUGGAGUUGUCUGGUUUACUCAGGUAGGUGCUGAGCACAGAAAACUUGAUUAGAUUUUUUGUUUUUAUAUUAGGUGAUGAGAUUAUGCAAUAAUAUAAGCGGAGGUUAUAAGGACUUAUGCGGUUGUUUUUUCAGAAAGACGGAGGAGUGCAAGUCGAUGGUGAGAUUAAGGGAUUGACCCCAGGAAAGCACGGAUUCCAUGUUCAUCAAUGGGGCGACCGAACCAACGGGUGCAUCAGCGCCGGACCUCACUUCAACCCUUUCAAGAAGACUCAUGCUGGACCACAGGUAAGCAAUUUUUGAUACUGUUUUUAAUUUAGAUCUGAGAAAUCAAAAUUUGUAAAAAGUUGCGGAUAAUCUGGCUUGGCUUGAAUAAGAGGCUUUCUCUUUUUAGGAUUCCGACCGUCAUGCCGGCGAUCUUGGAAAUGUGGAAGCCGAUGCCAGCGGUGUGGCCAAGUUCUCAUUCGUGGAUAAGGUCAUCUCUCUGAGUGGCGAAACCAAUGUUGUUGGACGUUCUCUCGUCAUCCACGCCGGCGAAGAUGAUCUGGGAAGAGGCCAGGGGGACAAGAAGGAAGAGUCCCUCAAGACUGGAAAUGCCGGAGCCCGCGCCGCCUGCGGUGUUAUUGGAUUGGCCGAGCCCCAAUGA
This is a messenger RNA of Bursaphelenchus xylophilus (pine wood nematode), 1935 nucleotides long. NCBI's taxonomy places the organism in Eukaryota, Metazoa, Nematoda, Chromadorea, Rhabditida, Aphelenchoididae. The record is from the annotation of a GenBank genome assembly.